GGAGGGAUAGGAGGUCAACAAAGGUAUUAUACACCCCUGCCCUCAGUGACAAUUCGGGAUUACAAAGGAAAGAACUGUGAAGAUGGCAGAGGGAGUCCAUAAUUAUUUUGAGGAGAUUGUGGAGAGACACGAAGGCAUUCUUGCCAUUUUAGUUACGGAUAGAGAUGGAGUUCCGAUCAUUAAAGUUGCAGAUCCUAAAUCUCCACAAAAUGCUCUGAGAGCCAGUUUUCUCUCAACAUUUUCUACAACAGCUGAACAAGCAAGCAAACUUGGAUUAUCAAAAAACAAGAGCAUUGUCUGUUUUUUUGCAUCCUAUCAGGUUGUCCAUUUUAGUUUUUUUCCUCUGGUUGUCAGCAUCAUUGCAACAAAUCAGGCAAACACAGGACUUCUGCUGGGAUUUGAGAGUGAAUUCACUGAAGUAGUGAAGGCAGUCAAAGUUGUGGUGGAUGGUGUUUAGCAAAAAUAUAUUAAACUGAUAUUCUUGAAAGAAUACAACUCUAAAUAAGAAUUAAGAAAUAAAAUAAUUAUUUUUGUAUUACUA
Messenger RNA from Stylophora pistillata, 541 nucleotides. Its product is annotated as ragulator complex protein LAMTOR3-A. The record is from RefSeq and is a predicted model, not a curated record. Gene Ontology annotation, biological process: positive regulation of TOR signaling; cellular response to amino acid stimulus. Lineage: Eukaryota; Metazoa; Cnidaria; Anthozoa; Scleractinia; Pocilloporidae. Gene Ontology annotation, cellular component: Ragulator complex.